AUGGCGGGCAAAGCCAGCAAGACCGGCCACACCGAGUCCGAUCCAGCCACAUCAGACUUGACAUCCGCAGCCGCGUCUGCUCCCGGCUCUGACAACGUCGCUGCUGCUGCUGACGCGGAAGUGAACGCCGAGAUAAUGACUAGUGCAUCGGAGAAUGCAACAAUACAGCCGGACACAACUGACUCUGCCACCACCAAGUCGGUCACGGACGCUGCUCAAGAGGACGCAGCCUCACGGCGAUCUUCGGAGUCCGAUGAAAAGCCUGCCAACAUCUCGCCCUCCAAAAAGUCUCCGAGCAAGUCCAAGAAGGGCAGCAGAAGCUCCCGCGGCAAGGCAAGCACCUCCAAGCGCAGUAGCGAAGAGCAGCAGGUUGCCAAGGACGACAUCACCACCGAGGCUUCCAGCUCCACCGACAAGACCAACGACGCUGCAACCGCAGCUCUAGCUGACGCCGAUGCCAACAUUGACUCUUCUGACAGCUCUCACCACAAGACCGCCUCGACUAGUAAAGAGCUUGCUCAAUCAGGCCUGAGCUCCUUUGGAGACGGCGCCGAGGACGACGUCGUGGGACCUCGUCGCUCUCGUCGCGGCCCAGGCGCUUCACCAGAUCCGAAGGCGCGCGUUCCAAAGACAGAGCCCGACUCUGAAGUGACGUCGCUGCAAGAUGGCGCAGGCUCUACCGGAGACGACGCAUCCGAUGCAGCAGCAAAGGCAGAUGGCGGCGAUGCCGACGCUCCUGCUGAGCCCGCAGAGGAUAACGCGCACGAAGUAAAAGGCGCAGUAGCACCGGAAGAGGUGCCUGCUGAGCCGCAGUCAGACACAAAGCCCGAGGCUGUGGAAGAGGAAGCACUCGCUCCCGAAGGCGAAUCUGCAGACGAUUCAAAGCAGCAUUAUGCAGUGAACGACUUCGAUGACGACGAAGGCGAAGCCAAUCACGGGGACGCCGACGAACAAGACGGCGAGCUGGACGACGAGGAACUGGGGGAUGAAGGUGUCACGCGAUGUGUCUGCGGUAGCUCUGACGAGAACGUCGGUCUCAUGAUCCAGUGCGAGACUUGCAAGUGCUGGCAGCACUGCGUUUGCAUGGGCAUGCAGGUCGAGGAGGACUGCCCAGAUGUCUACUUUUGCGAGCAGUGUCAUCCAGAGCUUCAUAUCCCGCUUUUGCGCUCGCUGGGCUUGCUGCCAAAGUCGUCGAAGAAAGGCACGGGCAAAGGUGGCGCCAAGUACUCGGCGAGGGAGCUCAAGGAAGCCAAGGAAGCCAUCGCGAUGCUGGCGCAAGAGAACGCACGCAGGCAGCAGGCCGCCGACGCUGCCAACUACGGCUCGCGGGACAGGAAAGGCAGUCACAAUUCUCGUGGCGGCGACUCUUCAAAGGAGGUGCCCAAGAGCCCCAAGAGACGAAGCACGAUGAACAGCCGCGAUUCUGCAUACGGCGGCUGGGAGCCGCUUCCGCCUGGCCUUCUCGCUGAUGGCGAAGUAUGGGACGGCACAGAGGACCGAAAAGGUGGCAAGAAACGCAAGCGAGGUGUUCCUGACGAGUUCGGCGACGGCAAUGCAGAUACGCCUGAAGCUCCCGAUCAUCAUGCAGACGCUGCUUCCGACGCAACCAAGCGACGUCGCAUGAGCGCGGGACCAGGCCAAGACCACGACGGUGACGCCGAGAUGGACGAGGACGAGUCGUCCGGCGUUGUGGAUCAUUCCACCUCGAUGUCGCGAGACAGAAGCCACAAGAAGAAGAAGGGCAAUAACCAGUACACGGUGCGCGAAGCUUCGGCUGCGGCCGAGUCGACCUCGUCCAAGCCUCGCCAUCCCAACCAGUACACGUAUCGCAACAAGGAUCGCAAUGGCGCAGCCAUCCCUUCCAAUGGUCAAAAGACCGGAAACAGUUCCACUUCGAAUCUCACCUCUCACUCGCCGAGUCCAAGCCCAAGCAAGGGCCGAGCAGAGAAUGCUCGUCGAGCAGCUGCGAGGGAUCAUGGAAGCCAAAUCGGCACGCCUGCGCCCGAACCCAGUUCUUCCAGCCGCGGAGGACACCAGACGUCGUCAGCGCAGUGGACGCUUCCCGAGCAUCUCACUCACCUCGCCUAUCUGCUUCCUCACGCAAGCGGAUCGCGUUUGGAGGCGUCCAAGUCAACUGCAUCGGCCGCCGACAAUGGAUCUGCGAACGGGAGCGGAUCCGGCACAAAGAAGGGAUCCGCCAGUUCGAGCGGACAGACGAGCUCGGUGCCAUCUCCACCGGCAAGCACGUCGUUCCCAACGCCGUUCCAGGUCCUGUCGUCCAUUGGAUCGUCGACCAAGGUCCGAUUCCCCAGUCGUCGCAUGACGAUGGGCGAGAUGCGAAAGCGAGUGCGCAACAUCGGUGAAUACGUGACGCGAAGCCAGAUCGAAGCGGUGGAGCGCGAGAAGCGCAUGAAGCUGCUUGGAAUCGUGCCUCCGUAUAUGGAGGAGAUGGAGGAGGACGCGGACGAAGUCGCCGAGGUGACGCAGGACGACGUCAAGGAGGCCGGCGACGCUGCUAAUGCUGAUGCAGGGACGGAAGAGAAUGUGGUCGACGCGGAGGAGAAGACGCAAGCUUCUGGUGCAAGUGCGCCCGCAAAAGCAGAAGAGCAGCUUCCGUUGAGCAUGCGCCUGAUGGAGGAACUGACACGCGAGCUCAUCCACUUCCAGCGAAAGUUUGGUGUGGGACCGGGCAGCAAUGGUGGGCUUGGCGCUUCGCAUCAAUCUGCUGCUGUCAACUGA
Messenger RNA from Kalmanozyma brasiliensis GHG001, 2739 nucleotides. Its product is annotated as Zinc finger, RING/FYVE/PHD-type. Lineage: Eukaryota; Fungi; Basidiomycota; Ustilaginomycetes; Ustilaginales. The coding region runs from base 1 to 2739 and encodes 912 amino acids. The record is from RefSeq and is a predicted model, not a curated record. Gene Ontology annotation, biological process: negative regulation of silent mating-type cassette heterochromatin formation; negative regulation of rDNA heterochromatin formation. Gene Ontology annotation, cellular component: Rpd3L complex; Rpd3L-Expanded complex. The transcript has a single exon.